Molecule: messenger RNA, 4417 nt
Organism: Rhinolophus ferrumequinum (greater horseshoe bat)
Lineage: Eukaryota; Metazoa; Chordata; Mammalia; Chiroptera; Rhinolophidae
Exons: 4
Coding region: 3283-4026 (247 amino acids)
Source: RefSeq, a predicted model, not a curated record
GGCAUCCAAUCUGAAGCCUCCAUCCUCCUUCCCUCUCAACCUCCCCCGACCCCAGAUGAACUCCUUCCAUCCUGGGACCCUGGGAACACUUAGGCACAGGUGCCAGAACGAUCCUUACCCAGAAGUCCCUAUCCUGGCAAGAAUAAAGAAAUUUCAAUUAAUUCCACCAAACAGUGCCUACUGUGUUCCAGGCUCUAAACUAUGUGACAGGGGUAAGUGAGGCAAUAAAUAAACCAGGCCCCGUUCUCAAGGAAGCUCCUCACUAAGAGGGGAGGAAAAGCCACAUGAGCAUUUGAACAGACUGCGGUCAGCACCACAGUACUGGACAGCGGCAAAGAGAAGGCGGGCGGUUAGAAGGGAGGAGAUGAAGUCUAAGCGAUGUGGAGUGGUCCAGGAAGGCUUCCUGGAUGAGAAAGCAAUAACAAACGACUCGUUAUGCACCAACGACACCAAAUUGAUCUUGAAGUGGAGGGAGGGGGGAGUUUUAUGGGUGGAUCUAGGACGUAAGGCAGCAGGUACCUGGCAAAGGCAUGGACAAAAACAGGGCUGGAUGGACGACGAUGAUACAUUUUGGGAUGGUGAAUUAUACAGUGGAAGGGUGAAAGAGGCAGACAUAAACAGGGAAGCAGAACCCCCCCCCAAACAUCUGUGUUGUCCUAUACAAUUCCCAAAGCUCUUUCCUCCUUGCUAUCUCAAGCCAUCCUUGUCAGAUGCAGAAACCACAGCCCAGCGGGAAGCCCAAAGUCACUCACUGGAGAUAAUGCCCAGGACUUUUUGCUUCCACCUGCCCAGGGGGAGAUUUCUGGUUUCUUGGUUACCGUGGCCUGGGGUGGAGGCAAGGACAAUGGGAGGGGAGCACCUGCUGCCAGGUGCACCCCCACCACAGAGCACAGCCCAAUCCUGGCUGUGCUGUGUAAGCUCUUGGGCCUCGUUUUUUCCUCUGUAAAAUGGGUAUGAUAGACCCUGCGUCACUGAGUUAGUUGCAAGGAUGAAAGCAGAUAAUACUCCAGAGUACUGUGACUAGCCUGCAGAUGUCUUCAUCACUGUGAGGGCAUAUGACAUUGCUUCCUCUCCCUUCCCCCAAUCCCAGGCCUCAAAGAUGGCUGCUCCAGGACAGCUAGAUCUGGCCCAGAACUAGCCACGGCAGGACAGAUGAAGGGAAGCACUAAAGGACCUGGCUUCAGCCCAGGUGACAGUCUCUGCCUUAGGACCCCCUACUCACCAGGGUUUGAGGGUCUUCCAAUCCACCACCUGCCUCUGCCUCCUCAGGCCUUCCACAGAUCUCAGAGCCUAAGUCUGCAGCUCCUUCUCCACCCCUCUGCUCCCACACUGCCUCAGCUUCCCUUAAUCUACACUUCUCCCAAGAAACCCUGAUUCCCAGCUUAAGAGAUAUCCAGAAUCUCUGACUCCAUUUCUUCAACAUUGAUUAAGCCCCCACUCUGGGAGGUCCUAUGCCACGGGAUGAGGGCACAUGGUCAUCAGGACAGGUGGUCUCUGUCCUGGGAGAGCCAUGCAGACCAUGACAAGCAAUUCUAGGUUUUCUGAACGUUCAGAGAUGCCCUGAAAGUUCUGGGAGCAGAUAGAGUGUUCCUCCUCAUCUAGUCAGAGUGGAGUCCCUGAAGAGGUGAUGUUUCCACUGAAUCUUGAAGAGGGACUGGAUGAGCUAAGCAAAAGCAUCAGGGUGACGACAGACAGACAGGCAGAUGGGCAAGGAAGAGCUUCUAGGAAAAGAGUGGCAAAAUCAGGGCCCUGUGGGCAGAGCCAAGGCCCUGGUGGGGAAGGUGAGAAGCUUCAAAGGGUCCAGGGGUGGCAGCGGUAGGUGUGGCAGCGCUGUGAGGCUGCCUUGGGGGGGCUGGGGUUUACCAGAGGCCACAGCAGAGCCACAGAAGGUUUUCAAAGUGUUGGGGCAGGUUCGAUCUGCUAUGUGGAGAGUGGUCUAGUGUUUUCCAGGCAAUGGCAGGGCAGAGUGGGGCGCUGGGGGAAGGGCAUUUAGGAAGCCAUUGGUCGGGUGGUGGUGAAGAGGGCUCAGAGAAGACUCCAGGCAGAGAUCCUGGGAGGACUAUGGGACCCUCUCUGAGGUGGGCAAGGCUGGGGCAGGAGCAGCUUGGUGAUGGACCCAUGGAAAUUGGGUUUUGAGGAGCCGGUAGAGCUCUGGGGACAAAUGGUGAGGUAGGUGGUAUGUACAGGUGCUCAAGGAAAGGCAGGGAGUGGACGGGGAUUCUGUACAUCCUCUGCCAGGGUAGAAAGUGGUAACUGGGAAGGCAGGGAGACCCAGGGCUGUGCAGAGAUGUGAGCCUUCACGAAGCCUGCACUUCUCCAUAGGCUUGCUUAUUCUUCAGGGCCCCUGACAUCCCUCCUUAUACCACCCCACACUCUGAGCAGGAGGAGGACACCAGCCGUCUGGGUCCUUCUCCUUGACAAAGAGCAAUUGAGAACUUGCCCCAGUACCAUAGCUGGAGCAAGAGGAACAUGGGACAAAAAAGGGAGGGGGCUGUGUGGUAAAGAACCUGACCUCAAGAUUCUGCCUGCCACUGUGUGGCCUUGAAUCAGUCACUUUCCCUCUCUGGGCCUGGAGAACCUCAUCUGUAAAUGGUUGGGAGACUAGGUUCCACUUUUCCAGCCAUAAUCAAUGGUCUGGGAGAAUCUGGGGGGACCAACUUGGUCCUCCCAUACACCCGACGAGUGGGGAACCCUAGGGUGCCUGUGCCCUCCUCCUCACCCUGGACCUGGACCUGGGGGGUCCCCAGCUCCCAGGAGGGGGAGGGCUGGGGCGCGAAUGCAGCAUCCCUGAUCUCGGAGCUCUGCUAUUGGCCAGAGAUGAUCUCACCGCCUCCCAGCCUGCGCCCGCCUGAUUGGCGGUGCAGGGAUGCUGCGCUCCGCCGCCGGCGCGGCCGUCAUUCAGGCGGGCUACGGGCGUGUGUGUGAGCCUAGAGGAGCGCAGAGGUGACGCGCCCGGCGUUCCCCAGGGACUCGCGAGGCGAAAGCGCGGAGACCCCCGGUCAGGGUCUUAACCCUUUCCCACCAGCCCGAGCCCAGCAAGCCCUCUCUAGUUCUUCUAGUCAAGAAACCUCAAGCAAAGCCAUCCCCAGAAGAUGCUCCGCAGAGAGGCGGGGUCCGGGUUCUCCCUUCCACCCCCUUCCGUUUAACCCUCUCACCGCCACGGCAUCGUCCCACACUGCCCGGCCAGCGGGGCUAAGAGCCCCGCGCUCAGAGCUUGCCCCAGCUCACCUAGAGGGCAAGACGGUGGCAGGCACUCUGGCCCCAACCCCGGGCACCCGCAGCAUGCUCUCAGCUUCCUGCCCCUCACUCAGCUUUCUGACCCGGCCCAGCGCCCCCGGUACAAUGGGGAGCCAGGCUGCCCGGGUCAGCUGCAGGGACCAGAGCGCUCGCGGGGGGACUGACGGGACGCCAGGGAUCUCAUCUCCCGGUACCCAAUGCCCCAGCUCAGCUCCCUCCUGCGAAGCAGGCAGGACCAGAACGGCAGCCCCCGCAACCCCGAGUCCCGGGAGUGGCAGCUGGACCCUCACCCCGAGUAUCGUCAGGCGCCCAGAGCUUUUCAUUUGGGGAGAGGAUGUUGGUGAAUGUUCCUGGUCAACUGCAAUGGCUUGGAUUCAGUGCUUCCUCCUCCAGAAAGUCUUCCUUGAUCUCCCCCUCGCGCACUCCUUAGACAGUGAGAUCUGGCUCCUACCAAGGCUCAGAAAAGGAUUCUGCCCUUCAUGGAACAAGUUCCCAGCCCUCCAGUAUCCCCUACCCAGCCCUUCUUACCUUCACGUAGUCCCCGGCAGCGUCCGGCUCUCCAGCAGCUCUGGAAGGAGAGAAGAGAGGUUUGAAUCUGAACUUCACCUUCAGGGCCUCCACCCUGGCCCAGAAGAAAGGGUGAGGCUUUCCCAGGGAUCCUGGAGGAGAGGCAGUGGAGAGAAGCUGCCAUUCUGUUCCAUCCUGGCCCUCUACCCCACAGGCAGCUUUGCCCUCAGCAGAACCCUACUGUCUGUCACCCUCUACCUGUCCCCCAGUUUGUUACCUUAGGCCUUGGGGCCUGGUCAUAUGGCCUUGAAUGGAGACUUCCUUAACCUCUGCCUCUUGCUAGUUGGCUUUUCCCUUGUUUCUCCUCUCUGAGGUUGAGCUUCCUCAUAUGUGAAAUGGAUACAUGGUAACUGUCUUCCCAGAGGGGCCGUGAGGAUCCUAAGAGGGAAGGGUGCUAGGUUCCCUAGCCCAUGUGGUUCCUUUCUCUGCCCCAGCCCCCCCUGGAGACUCCUGUCCUGCCCCUUCCGGCGGGCUGAAGACUCUUUCCUGCCUUCAUUCUGACCUUCACUCACCCAGGCAGAGAAGCAACACUGCUCUGUGCCUCUCAGUCCUUAAGGCCCUGGACAGAGAGAGACCUGGGUCUGAAAGCCCCGUCUUGCUGGGGACACCCCAC